This is a messenger RNA of Striga asiatica, 414 nucleotides long. Lineage: Eukaryota; Viridiplantae; Streptophyta; Magnoliopsida; Lamiales; Orobanchaceae. The record is from the annotation of a GenBank genome assembly.
AUGGGUGCUUCCACAAGAGUAAAUGUUGGCCUCACUAGCAAAGAUGGGCGAAAGAGAAUUCUCAAUGUUUAUACUACAUUACAGAAACUCUCGGUUGGUCUCGUCCAUCAAUACGUGGAUGAUGUACCUCUUCAAUGUACGCUAACCACGAGAGAAGGCCGUACGUAUGAGUCGAUACCGAUUCAAUUUUGGCGGUCACAUGUGGUUGGUGAAUGUGAGGAUUUGGUUCGGGCACUAUUGAUAUAUAAUGAAACUACGUACGAAGUUGAAAUUAUUGUUGGCCAUGGCAAAGUUUUGAUGCAAAAUAAUCAUGCUAGGGAAUUUGUCGACAUUAGUGGAAUCGUUGAGGGCUCGAUGUGCUCAUUCACUAUGGCUCGUUAUUAUUGUGCUUGUUUUGAGGUUACCAUUACAUGA